Symbiodinium sp. CCMP2592 is the source of this 645-nucleotide messenger RNA. The record is from the annotation of a GenBank genome assembly. NCBI's taxonomy places the organism in Eukaryota, Dinophyceae, Suessiales, Symbiodiniaceae.
AUGUUCCCUUGCCCCGACAACACUUUGACGGCAACGGCCGAUGUCGGCGGCAGCAGCGAAGCCGACUGCAUUUGCAGCGCGGGUUUUUUCAGAGAGCAAGUCGCAGGGUGCAUCCCUUGCCGUGGUGGUUACUACAAGCCUAAUGAUGGAGACCAGGACUGCCGCAACAGCUGCCCAACCAACGGGGACAGCAAGGAAGGAGCCGUGGAUGUCGGAGACUGCUUCUGCAUCGAUGGUUACCAUGCAAUCAUGGGCUUGCGCAACGGCACCCAGGAGGAGCUGGAGAGUUGUGCGCGAUGCAACUAUAAGGGACUGACCUGCCAGGGGGGCUUGGACAGCACUGGUGCACAUCGACAGCCUGUUGCGGAGGUCGGGUUCUUCCAGACGGGCGAAACUCUGGCAGCGAAAUGCCAGGUUUUCUUCCUGGGAGGUGAAUCUGUCUGCCUUGGAGGAAACGAAUGCGCGGAAGGCUCCACCGGCUUCCUUUGUGGUUCUUGCCCGCCCGGUUUCUCACGAAACCAGUACCCAGAUGCCUGCUCGGAAUGCCGUUCAUCAUUCAGCUGGAUGGGAUUGGUUGUCUUCACGGACAUCGCUCAAAACAUCCUCAUUAACUUCGCCGUGGCCUCCUUGGCCGCCAUGGCAGCG